This is a messenger RNA of Haliotis rubra (blacklip abalone), 1584 nucleotides long. RefSeq names its product S-adenosylhomocysteine hydrolase-like protein 1. The record is from RefSeq and is a predicted model, not a curated record. Lineage: Eukaryota; Metazoa; Mollusca; Gastropoda; Lepetellida; Haliotidae. Gene Ontology annotation, biological process: L-methionine cycle. Gene Ontology annotation, cellular component: cytosol.
GCAAAAUCACGUGACUUGGCUAUAGUCAAAAUGUCGGAGGGAGACGUGGAGAACGGCGAAACAGCUGGGCUUAUAUCUCAGCGAGACAGAAAUGUGAGGAUAGAUCCAAAAAUCUGUGACACGGAUAUAGCCAACAGAGAAAUUAAAUACAACUUAACGCCGAACAGGCCACGCAUCCACAGCCGCUCUGUGUCCCAGUCAUCAACAGAUAGCUACAGCUCAGCAUCCUACACAGGCAGCUCAUCUGAUGAGGAAGAUAUCAGCCCAAGGGAGAAACCUCAGAAAAAUUCCAAAGGUUUUAGUGACUUCUGUGUGAGAAAUGUGGAACACAAUGCAUUUGGGAGACGAGAGAUUGAGAUUGCUGAACAAGAAAUGCCAGGGCUUAUGGCACUACGGAGAAGAGCUGAAGCAGAUAAGCCUCUGGUGGGAGCGAAAAUAAUUGGGUGCACACAUAUCACAGCGCAAACUGCCGUGCUGAUAGAGACAUUGGCAGCUCUCGGGGCAUCUGUCAGAUGGGCAGCGUGCAACAUCUACUCAACACAGAAUGAGGUAGCUGCGGCACUGGCGGAGGCAGGAUUCUCCAUAUUUGCCUGGAAAGGAGAGACUGAGGAAGACUUCUGGUGGUCCAUAGACAGAUGUAUCAAUGCAGAUGGGUGGCAGCCAAACAUGAUCCUGGACGAUGGUGGUGAUGCCACACACCUCAUGCUGAAGAAGUACCCAGCCAUGUUCAACAUGAUCAAGGGCAUUGUAGAGGAGAGUGUGACUGGAGUGCACAGACUGUACCAGCUCUCUAAAUCUGGCAAACUCACUGUGCCAGCUAUGAAUGUCAACGACUCUGUCACCAAGACCAAGUUUGAUAAUCUGUACAGCUGUAGAGAGUCCAUCUUGGAUGCGUUGAAGCGAACUACAGAUGUCAUGUUUGGAGGAAAGCAGGUUCUUGUCUGUGGCUAUGGUGAGGUUGGCAAGGGGUGCACUGCCGCACUGAAGGGUCUUGGCGCCACCGUCAUGGUCACAGAAAUAGACCCCAUCUGUGCUCUACAAGCCUGUAUGGAUGGGUUUCGUGUUGUGAAGCUGGAUGAAGUUGUCCGACAGAUAGACAUCCUCAUCACAUGUACAGGUAACAAGAAUGUUGUGAAUCGCCAGCAUUUGGACCGGCUGAAGAAUGGUUGUAUCGUCUGUAAUAUGGGUCACUCCAACACAGAGAUUGAUGUGGCAAGCUUACGAACCCCUGAGCUCACAUGGGAGAAGGUGAGAUCCCAGGUCGACCACAUCAUCUGGCCUGAUGGGAAGAGGAUCAUACUGCUUGCAGAGGGUCGUCUUGUCAACCUCAGCUGUUCAUCAGUUCCAUCAUUUGUUGUGUCUAUCACCGCCACAACUCAGGCCUUGGCUCUGAUUGAGCUGUUCAACGCCCCCAGGGGCCGAUACAAGCAGGAUGUCUACCUGUUGCCAAAGAAGAUGGAUGAGUAUGUGGCAAGUCUACAUCUACCAACAUUUGACGCUCACCUGACUGAAUUGUCGGACGAGCAGGCCAAAUAUCUGGGCCUAAACAAGGCUGGUCCUUUCAAGCCAAAUUACUAUAGGUGA